AUGGAGAAUGAUGUGCUAGAGAUGGUUCUGAAGGGCUGUUCUAGAGUUGUAUUUGAUAGCGAUAGAGGAGGUCUACCUUCAUCCAGCCUUGAUACAGAAACGGUGGAAGUUUUUACUUUAGAGAAAUUCAAAGACCUGAUCGUUUCUCACAUAAAGGAAGGAAAGGAUUUCAUAAUUGCUGAAGUGACCACAAGGGAUCCCUUGACGGAGUCUGUUUUCAGAAGCUACUACUCUGCAAUUGAAUUGAAUAGGAUUCUUUUCUGUGUUGAAGGUAAUAACAAUCCUUUAUACAGAGUAACUGCCAGGAACCCAAUAAACAACCUUAGGAUCACUGGAAAGGUUUUUUAUUACAAAAUAACAUGGAGGACUUUGUCUGAUGUAGUGAAGUCAAGGGAGUGCGCUUGCGAUAAUGAAAUGCUGAUCAAAGCAAACUAUUUUGCCAAUGAUGAGGACCUUCUUUUUGACCCAUCUAUUAGAGGAUAUUUUGCUAAGAACCUUAUUGAGGAAGGAUACUUUGUGCAUAGGCUUGAACAAAUGGAAAGUUCGAUGGUGAUUUCCGAAGAUCUGCUAGAGAAUUAUCGCGACGAUAAGUUCGGUCUUAAGAUUAUACUUUAUACAAACAUAGGGACAAUACUAGUUAUCUUUGGCAUGUGUAUACUUCUUGGGUCUAAAGAGGCAUUUAUUGUUGCAAUGGCACCUCUCUCGAUGACCCUCCUCUUCUCAAUUCUCUUCCUAAUCCUCUAUGUCUUACUUUUUGAGGCACCUGACGGCUUUUCAUCGAUAUUCAACUUUAGAAAAAGUAGACUUAGUUGA
Encephalitozoon romaleae SJ-2008 is the source of this 813-nucleotide messenger RNA. RefSeq lists its product as hypothetical. NCBI's taxonomy places the organism in Eukaryota, Fungi, Microsporidia, Unikaryonidae. The coding region runs from base 1 to 813 and encodes 270 amino acids. The transcript has a single exon. The record is from RefSeq and is a predicted model, not a curated record.